CCUUUGCAGCGUUGUAUAAGGGUUUCCAUGGCAACUGAGCCGAGGCGCGCAUGUCGCUUGUUCUCUAUGGUAUUUCCAAUGGUUCGGUCAGGGCGCCGCACUGUCCCACUCAUACCCCGCCAUGAAUUACACGGCUGCGGGGCAGUUUGUUGGUGAAAUGCUGUGGAAGCGUUUUGUGUGGCAGUGCGGUGUUUUGUCCCGGACGGCGGCCCGUAGCUGAAGCCGGAAGUGCUGUGUGAGGCACACGUGACCAGACCCAGACAGCUGGAGGAGGCAAGACAUGGCGGCCUAGCUGGAGGUGAUCACGUGAGAGGACCAUCAUCAGUUUCCAGGUGGGAUAUCCGGGAUGGCUGCGAUACCUGUGGGAAUACUACGCGGAUGCUCGUCCUUCCAUAGAUGGGUAUACAGACCCGGCACUUAUGUGUACAGCACCUGGCCUGGCUGCGUUCACACAAACCACAAGAAGAACGUACUGGAUCCCAGAUGGCCUCACACACACCGUUUCUAUACCCCCCUCCUGAAUACUGGGUGUCCUUCCAGGUCUCAGAGCUCACCUCGGAAAACAGGCAACCAAGCUGCCACAAGGCAUCACUUUUCUGCUGCUUCUCUAGUUCAGUCAAUGCCAGAAAAUGUCCAGCCCUACCUGCGACUUGCGAGACUGGAUAAACCAAUAGGAACUUGGUUGCUGUACCUACCCUGCACCUGGAGCAUUGCCCUGGCAGCAGAUCCGGGGAGCCUGCCUGACCUCUCUAUGCUGGCGUUGUUUGGCACAGGAGCGAUAUUGAUGCGUGGUGCUGGGUGCACUAUUAAUGACAUGUGGGACAAAGAUUUUGACAGAAAGGUGGAGAGAACGGCAAGUCGUCCCAUUGCAGCGGGUGACAUCUCUCGGUUCCAGUCCUUGGUUUUCCUGGGCGGUCAGCUUAGCGUGGCUUUGUGUGUACUUUUGUGUCUAAAUAAUUAUAGCAUUGCUCUAGGAGCGUCUUCCUUGUUGCUGGUAGUUACCUAUCCACUAAUGAAGAGGAUCACCUACUGGCCCCAGCUUGUAUUAGGAAUGGCAUUUAACUGGGGAGCCUUGUUAGGCUGGUCUGCUAUUACAGGUUCAUGCGACUGGUCAGUGUGUCUUCCCUUGUAUGUCUCUGGAAUUCUAUGGACAUUGGUUUAUGAUACCAUAUAUGCACACCAGGAUAAAAAAGAUGAUCUGGUCAUUGGGGUCAAAUCCACAGCAUUGCGAUUCAAUGACCAGACGAAGCCGUGGCUAAGUGGAUUUAGUGUGGCGAUGCUUGCAGGACUUACACUGACAGGACUCAACUGUGACCAGACAUUUCCCUAUUAUGCCGCUGUAGCACUCAUUGGGGGACAUCUUGCUCAUCAGAUUUAUACCUUAGACAUAAACAAUGUAGAGGACUGCUGGAAAAAGUUUAGUGCCAAUCGCAACGUGGGCUUUUUACUUUUCUUUGGCAUUGUCUUCGGAAACUUGUGGAAGAGGAAAGACACCAGUGAAAUCAAAGAUGUAUCCAAUCAGAGCUCAUGAUGGACACAUGUCUGGCCGUGGUAUGAGCCUAUCAGAGAACCCAUCUCUACCAGCUGGAACCCAGGGGAACUGAUCACCCGCAUUACCUUACAGGACAUGUGUAUGUCCCCUAAAAAGCAGCGGAUCACUGUUGAACUCUGAACUCUAAAUGUUAUUUCAAAGAUUUAUAUUAAGUGGACAGACCUGUUCUUCAAGUCGGUAACCAAACAAUGUUUCGGACAUUAUGUUUCAAGUAGAAUUUCAGCCUAGACCCACUGCUUCCCACACUUAUUAUGCUGACCAUACAGACAUGGAGUGACUUUAUUUCCUGCAACCAUGGACAGAGUUGACAGGGGAAUCCCACCCGCCGAGCCAUGGUAGUCUCCCGACGGGCGGGCGGUCGGAGUCACAGUGGGGGAAGUGUGUGCCGGUUGCACCAUGCCUCCCAAAAAACAAAGUGAGCGAAGUCUAGUUCCGAGCUGCCACCGGGGACCCCCCCCCCCCCC
Messenger RNA from Rana temporaria (common frog), 2016 nucleotides. It is a transcript of the gene COQ2, whose product is annotated as coenzyme Q2, polyprenyltransferase. Bases 347 to 1531 code for a protein of 394 amino acids. Gene Ontology annotation, cellular component: mitochondrial inner membrane. The transcript has 8 exons. Gene Ontology annotation, biological process: ubiquinone biosynthetic process. NCBI's taxonomy places the organism in Eukaryota, Metazoa, Chordata, Amphibia, Anura, Ranidae. The record is from RefSeq and is a predicted model, not a curated record.